AUGGCACCGCCGCUUCGCAUCACCCAUCCUCGCAAGCGCGCCAAUGCGGCACGCAAGGCAGCCUCUCGGCAACACAGAAGCGUACAAAGCACCAACAUCCCUGACCAGGAAGAUUCCGCCGGGCCCUCUACUCCUCUCUGGAGCCAGGUCCGCGCCCUGGAGCAGGCCAACGCCGCCCUCUUCCUCAGCAACGAGGAGCUCGCCUUUGAAUCCGCCCAGCAGCAGCGCCGCAUCGAGGACCUCGACGCCGACAACGAGCGGCAGCGCACCGACUUUGCCGCCGACCGCUCCCGACGCAUCAAGCGCGCGUCUGUCACCCUGGGCGACCUCGCCAAGACGCUCUGCGCAAAGCGCGCCCUGCAGGGGCGACUCGACGACGCGCACGCGCAGCUUCUCGCCCUAGAGCGAAAGCACGAGGACGAGCGGGCGGCGCACCGGGCCGAGAUGCGCAUCGUCAGGGCGCAGCUCGCCCACGACAAGCUCGAGAGCAAGAUCCACCGCGCCGCGGCGCAAGUGGCCCACAGGAUGUUUGAGAACCCGAAGGACGGGCGCGCGAUGAUUGACAUCCUGAAGCGCUGCCGCUUGGUGUUUACGGGAUCCGAGGCGCCGCCGCCGCCGAGGCCAGCGUCACCGGAGCCGCACGGUGCUGCUGAUCCUGUCGGCAUCGUCAAGACCGAGCAGUGCCGGCAACCGCAGCAGCAGGAGCUUGUGUACACGCCACAACGUCCGACAGGGCAGCCUCUGACGCCUGAAUCGCUGACGGGCGACCAGGGCUCGCCCAUGAGCUAUUCGUACAAUACGACGCCUCGCCGCGAGGGGCUGCGGCCGAGAACAAGAAGAUACGUCGACCCAAAUGGCAGCCCGUGGAACCUGAGAGAGUAG
This is a messenger RNA of Akanthomyces muscarius, 882 nucleotides long. RefSeq lists its product as uncharacterized. The transcript has a single exon. Bases 1 to 882 code for a protein of 293 amino acids. Lineage: Eukaryota; Fungi; Ascomycota; Sordariomycetes; Hypocreales; Cordycipitaceae. The record is from RefSeq and is a predicted model, not a curated record.